CAGUACGGUUUCCUGGGGCCUCAAGUAAAUUGAGGAACAACAGAAUGACAUGACCAGCAAUUUAAAUAGACGCAGGGAAACAGAGCAGAGUGCUGCUCAGGAGGAAGAUCAAGAACAGGCUGCACAGAUGAAGCAUCGGCAACUGAAUUAUAGCACUGGAAUAUUGACUGCGGAUUGUGAGGAACAGUGAAAUGGAUCUCCUCUUGCUGCUGUCAUCUCUCAUAUUCUGUGGUAUCUGCUCCACAUUAGCGAUUGGUGUCUAUACCCCAAAAUCCUUGGUUGUAAAGAAGGGAAUGGAGUUACGGUUGGACUGCAAACUCGAAUACCAAACUGACAUUCAACAGCACAACAUCAAACUGGAAUGGUUGUAUAGCUCUAACAGUGAUACCGAAGAGGUCUUGAUUUUCUUUCACUACCAAAACCUCAGUGUGAUAGCACAGGAAACAGUAUUCUUCCCAAGACUGCAGUGGGUGGGUGAUAUUGGACAAAGCAAUGGCUCCAUUCUCAUAACUGACGUGGAAUGCAGCGACAGAGGCUACUUCACUUGUGAUAUGCGGAUCCCGAGGUCAUCCAGUAGCAUCUAUAGAAGCAGAAUUGACCUAACAGUGUUGUGCGAAGACACCAAACGUACACGGAGGUUAAGACCAUCUAUGUUAGUGGAAGGAGUUCCAAAGAAUAUCAUUAUAUAUACAACAGCAGGUGUUUUCAUCUUGCUUGUUGCACUUAUCGUUGGAAGCACAUGGAAGAAAUGGUCGAUAAGAAAUCAAAGCAGAAGAUAUCCAAGAAGGCUUGAAGACUCUGAGGACACUGAGCGCUACGUCACUGUGACCAACAGAAACCCACUCCGGAUUGAGAGACAAAAUAAAGACAUGGACGAAGUGAUAAGUAAGGACUCAAAAACUGGUGAAGAGGAAACUUAUGUAACAAUGCACUCAAUUUUACGAGUAAAGACACCAGAUGAUCUUCCUAAACCUCUCGUAGUCAAUGCUCCUGUACCUGGAGAACAUCCCCACCCAGUUUUGUCUAUUGAUUUUCUGGACAAUCAUCGGAAUUUUUGAUACUGUAUUCAUCUAUCUUGUUAACAGCAAAGACACACACAAUUCGUCCAGACUAAGUCAGAUAGUUCUGGUUUGAUGAAGAUAGUGGCAUUACAGUAAUGUCACUGGACUACUAAUUCUGAGGCUCAGGAUAAAAUUCUGGGGAUUUGUGGAACAAAUCUCACCAGAGGAUCUGGUGAAAUUUAACACAGUUAAUAAACUCUGGAAUAUAAAGCCAGUCUUAGUAAUAGUGGACAAGAAAUUAUCAUCAAUUGUUGUAAACCCCAUCCAGUUCACUAAUAUGCAUUAGGGAAGGAAAUCUGCCAUCCUUACCUG
Molecule: messenger RNA, 1373 nt
Organism: Chiloscyllium plagiosum (whitespotted bambooshark)
Lineage: Eukaryota; Metazoa; Chordata; Chondrichthyes; Orectolobiformes; Hemiscylliidae
Product: myelin protein P0-like
Cellular component (GO): membrane
Source: RefSeq, a predicted model, not a curated record